UAAGUUCCAAUCCACCUCCAAAAGAAAAAGUCAAAUUAGUUUUUUUACCAAAGAUUAGUUUGAUAGAUAUUCACUUAAAUUUAAAAAAAAAAUAUAAAAAAAUAUUAAAAAGUUAUUAUAAAAAAAGAAGACAUAACAAAAAAAGCUAAAUAUUAUAUAUUCAAGUAAGAAACAAUAAUAGCUACAGAUAAGAAAAGUCAUAAUAAUAAUAGUUAUCGACUUUAUAUAAUAAAAUUAGAAAAAAAGAAAUUACCAAAAACACUAACCAAAACAAAAUUAUUCAAGGUAUGGUUGCUCCUGCUUAUCAUGAAAAUUCCUUUGUUGAUCAUGAAUUAUCGGCUAAUUUAGAUUCAACUUUUGCAUUUGAAGGACCUGAGAAAUUAUUAGAAAUCUGGUUUUGGCCAUCAGAAAAUGAUAUACCAAACUUUGUUAAUAAUGAAGGGUUAAGAUGUAUCCCAUUAGAAAAAUGGAGUGAAAUUUUAGAUUUAGUCAGUUGUAAGAUUUUAUCUAUGAAAUCAUCUUCAUUUAUGGAUGCUUAUCUUUUAAGUGAAAGUUCAUUAUUUGUUUUCCCUCAUAAAUUGAUUUUAAAAACUUGUGGUACUACAACAACUUUAGCUUGUCUUGAUAAAUUAUUUGAAACGAUCAAUGUUCAAUUAGGAUUCAAUUCAAAGUUUAAAGGUAGUAAUAUUUAUAAGAUUUUUUAUUCCAGAAGAUCAUUUAUGUUUCCUGAAAAGCAAAUUCAUGUUCAUAAAGAUUGGAAACAUGAAAUUCAAUUAUUAAAUGAUCAUUUUCAAAAUGGUAAAAGUUAUAUUGUUGGAGAUUUCACUAGUGAUGAUCAUUGGUAUUUAUAUGUAGGUGGUCAAGAUGAAACUUGUAAACCAACUACUACUACUACCACUACAACUGAUAAUCAUAAACAUGAUCAAACAUUUGAAAUCUUAAUGACUGAAUUAAAUCCUGAAUGUGCAAAGAAAUUCAUUACUUCAAGAAAACCCGGUGUUGCUUCUUUAAUUAAAAGUGGCAUUGAAGAACAUGAUUUAGGUCAUGAUAUUGGACUUGAAACAAUGGAAGAAACUGGAUUAGAUAAAGUAUUUGAAUUAUUUCAUGGAGGAUUACCAUCACCAUCAAAUUCUGAUAAUAUGGUAUUUGAUGAAGAUGAUGAUGAAAGUGAUGAUAGUCCAAUACCUGAACCUAUCAAAAGACAAACCAAGGAUAAAUUUGAAUUUAUUCAUGAUGCAUUUUCUUUUACUCCAUGUGGAUAUUCAUCUAAUUCAGUUACAUCUAAUGAAGGAGGAUAUUAUUAUACUUUACAUAUUACUCCUGAAUCAGGUUGGUCAUAUGCAUCUUUUGAAACCAAUUAUCCAUUUGGAAAUGAUAAAAAUGGAGUUGAUAUCAUUGAUGUAUUAUUAAGAAUUUUACAAAUUUUUGAACCUAAGAAAUUCUCCAUGACAUUAAUUACUGAAGAUGUAGGAGAUAAUCAAAUUAGUUUUUCAAAAUUAAAGAAUUCAAAUUCAAUCUUACAAGAUCAUGGAUAUCUUAAACAAGAAAGGGUCAUGUAUGAUUUGAAAAAUGAGUAUAAGUUAUUAUACUUAAAUUUUGCCAAACUGAAGAAUUGAUUUCAUAUCAAUCAUUGUGUUUUUUUGGAAAAGUCAAACUGGUUUUUUUAUAUUAUAUCAGAAUCAUUAUUGCUAUAAUUACAAAAUAGGUUUUCAUUCAACUAUCAAGAUGAUGAUUGUUUUAGAGGGGCUUUUUAUAUUUGAGAUUAAUUGUGAAUUAGUUGGUUUAAAAGGAAAUUUUCAAUAAUUUUUCUUUUUUUUUCUCUAUGGGUGGUCACCGUUAAACUCAUUAAAAGGCUUUUAUAAUAACUAUCAUUAAGAUCUGUUGAUGAUCUAUUAUAGUAUUUUAUUUUACUUUGCUUAAAAUUUUUUGUUAUUAAUUUU
Molecule: messenger RNA, 1940 nt
Organism: Scheffersomyces coipomensis
Lineage: Eukaryota; Fungi; Ascomycota; Pichiomycetes; Serinales; Debaryomycetaceae
Gene: SPE2
Product: adenosylmethionine decarboxylase
Exons: 1
Coding region: 288-1616 (442 amino acids)
Biological process (GO): spermidine biosynthetic process; spermine biosynthetic process
Cellular component (GO): cytosol
Molecular function (GO): adenosylmethionine decarboxylase activity
Source: RefSeq, a predicted model, not a curated record